GCCGAAAAUCGCGCAUGCGCUCAGUGGACUAAAAUCUCGGAAGAACCGGUGGCAGGUUGAAAUGGCAAAGAAUUUGUGUAUGGCAAUCUCAAACACAACAACAGGUCAGAUUUGCUCUCUCAGUCCAGAUAUUUAAGAAGUGACCAGAUGUUUCCUUUGUAAUACCAAUAUAUCUGUUGUUGAUCCUUGAAGAUGAUGAAGUGUCUCAUCCCAACUGAAAACGAGCUUUGUUUCUGAACUGAAGUUUUCUGUUCUAACUCAGUGAGUUCCGAUGGAAACAGGGUGCUGACAACACACCAGCAUUUGUUCACUGGAGAUCAGUUUUUAAACUACACAGGGAUCCACUAUGUCUGACUUCUGAAUUGCGAGAGAACUGAUCACAGGGAGAUAACAUUAUCUUUGUGUGGGAUGGGACUCAGCUGACUUGCAGACACGCCAGUGGGUUCACAGUGGGAAGAGGCUGUUUACCUGUUCGUGCGUGGGAGGGGAUCUGCUCAGUGAUCCUGCUUGAAGAUACAUCUGCAAGUUUACACCGUAGUGAGACAGUUCAUCUGUUCUGACGACAGGAAGCAAUUCUUUGUCAUCCAAGCUAAAGAUAUCUCAGAAAAUUCAACCAGGGAGAGACUGUUCACCUGCUCCAUGUGUGGGAAGAGAUUCACUCAGAGAGAUUCUCCUCCAUAUAUGGGAAGAGAUUUACACUUUCAGCUGAUCUGCUGACACACAAGUCAAUUCACACACAGGAGAUGCCGUUCACCUGCUCAGACUGUGGGAAGGAAUUCACUCGGUCAUCUGAACUGAAGGUACACCAGCGAGUUCACUCUGGGGAGAGUAUUUUCACUUGCUCAGACUAUGAGAAGGGAUUCACUCAGUCAUCUCACCUACAGAUACGCCAGCACGUUCACACAGAAACAAGGCCGUUCACCUGUUCUGUGUGUGGGAAAGGAUUCACUCAGUUAUGUCACCUACAGAAACACAGGCGAGUUCACACAGGAGAGAGGCCGUUCACCUGUUCUGUGUGUGGGAAGGGAUUUACUCAGUUAUGCCACCUACAGAAACACAGGCGAGUUCACACAGGAGAGAGGCCGUUCACGUGUACUGUGUGUGGGAAGGGAUUCACUCAGUUAUGCCACCUACAGACGCACCAGUUAAUUCACACUGGGGAGAAACCAUUCACCUGCUCAGACUGUGGGAAGGGAUUCACUCAGUCAUCCCACCUACAGAAACACAGGCGAGUUCACACAGGAGAGAGGCCGUUCACGUGUACUGUGUGUGGGAAGGGAUUCACUCAGUUAUGCCAACUACAGAGUCAUCAGUCUAUUCACACUGGGGAGAAACCAUUCACCUGCUCAGUCUGUGGGAAGGGAUUCAUUCAGUCAUCUAAACUGAAGCUGCAUCAGCGAGUUCACACUGGGGAGAGACCGUUUACCUGCUCAGACUGUGGGAAGGGAUUCACUCAGUCAUCCCACUUACAGAAACACAGGCGAGUUCACACAGGAGAGAGACCGUUCACGUGUACUGUGUGUGGGAAGGAAUUCAUUCAGUUAUGCCACCUACAGACGCACCAGUUAAUUCACACUGGGGAGAAAUCGUUCACCUGCUCAGACUGUGGGAAGGAAUUCACUCAGUCAUCUGAACUGAAGCUGCAUCAGCGAGUUCACACUGGGGAGAGACCAUUUACCUGCUCAGACUGUGGGAAGGGAUUCACUCAGUCAUCCCACUUACAGAAACACAGGCGAGUUCACACAGGAGAGAGGCCGUUCACGUGUACUGUGUGUGGGAAGGGAUUCACUCAGUUAUGCCACCUACAGACGCACCAGUUAAUUCAUACCGGGGAGAAACCAUUCAGCUGCUCAGACUGUGGGAAGGGAUUCACUCAGUCAUCUGAACUGAAGCGGCAUCAGCGAGUUCACACUGGGGAGAAACCGUUCACCUGCUCAGACUGUGGGAAGGGAUUCACUCAGUCAUCCCACCUACAGAAACACAGGCGAGUUCACACAGGAGAGAGGCCGUUCACGUGUACUGUGUGUGGGAAGGAAUUCAUUCAGUUAUGCCACCUACAGAGACAUCAGUCUAUUCAUACUGGGGAGAAACCAUUCACCUGCUCAGACUGUGGGAAGGGAUUCACUCAUUCAUCUGAACUGAAGCUGCAUCAGCGAGUUCACACUGGGGAGAGGCUGUUCAUCUGCUCAGACUGUGGGAAGGGAUUCACUCGGUCAUCUCACCUACUGACACAUCAGCGAGUUCACACUGGGGAGAAACCAUUCACCUGCUCAGACUGUGGGAAGGGGUUUCCUCAAUUAUCUCACCUACUGGCACACCAACGAGUUCACACUGGGGAGAAACCAUUCACCUGCUCAGACUGUGGGAAGGGAUUCACUCUGUCAUAUCAGCUCAAGGAACAUCAACGAGUUCACACUGGAGAGAGGCCGUUCACCUGCUUUGAAUGUGGGAAAGGAUUCAUUCGGUCAUCUCACCUACUGACACACCAGCGAGUUCACACUGGAGAGAAACCAUUCACCUGCUCAGACUGUGGGAAGAGAUUUACCCAGUUAUCUCAAUUGAAGCAACAUCAGCGAGUUCACACUGGAGAGAGGCCAUUCACCUGCUCAGACUGUGGGAAGGGAUUCAUUCGGUCAUCUCACCUACUGGCACACCAGGUACUUCACACUGGGGAGAAACCAUUCACUUGCUCUGAAUGUGGGAAGGGAUUCACUCAGUCAUCUCAACUGAAGUUACAUCAGCGAGUUCAUACUGGAGAGAGGCCGUUUAUCUGCUCCGAAUGUGGGAAGGGAUUUACUCGGUCAUCCCACCUUGUGGCACACUAUCGAGUUCACACUAGGGAAAAAGUUUAAAUAUCCUGCCUACUGAAUGCUUAACCAUCACAGUUGCUGAAUUCAGAAGCAAGUUCAAAAGUGACUGCUGUUGUUGAACUCUGCAGUUACUGCUGCUGCUCAUCACACCCAGUUCUACACCCUGGACACUUGGCAUAGGAGGAGUCUUUCUGCUGGUGUUCUCCUUUACUGGGCCUGGGGUUUAAGGUUUUGGA
Molecule: messenger RNA, 3046 nt
Organism: Hypanus sabinus (Atlantic stingray)
Lineage: Eukaryota; Metazoa; Chordata; Chondrichthyes; Myliobatiformes; Dasyatidae
Product: zinc finger protein 850-like
Exons: 2
Coding region: 744-2852 (702 amino acids)
Source: RefSeq, a predicted model, not a curated record